AGUUUAUAUUUGAAAGGUUGACUGGUCGUUGAUGAGGUUCCAGGUGAUUUCACACAAGCUGACUUAUGUGAAGAUGACGUCAUGAUGUUGGAUGUUUGGGAUCAAAUUUUUAUUUGGAUUGGAAAUGGCGCAAAUUCACAAGAAAGAAAAGAGGCUCCAAAACUUGCGGAAGAUUAUAUUAAAUCCGAUCCGAGAAAACGAGAUGCAAGAACAUCUAUUAUCACAAUAACACAGGGAAAUGAACCUUUGUCUUUCACUGGAUUUCUCCCUACUUGGGACCCAAAAUUUGUUUACAGCAAAACUCUUUAGAGCAACUAUUGCUCGAAAAAUCCAAUAAGCCAACACAGCAUUUUCAAGUGCUUGCUAUGAAGUCAAAAUAAAUAAGAAUCUUGUAGGGAUUGCAGUGCGUAGACCUACGCCAUUCUGUGCUCAACCCAACUAACGUAAUAGAUAUCGGUGUCUGUCGAUCAGAAAGCGAUUAUUUCCCUAAUAAAAUAAUAAGUAUAUUUCCUAUUGAUAUGGCCAAUACUACAUAAUAUAUAUAUAUAUAUACAUACACACUUUCAUUUUAAAUUUCAGCCGUUGAAAUUCAAAGGAACAAUAAUUUUUUAAAUCAUUCGAUUCUCUAAUGACCUUGACGUUUUCAUCCGAUAUUGGGUUCAUAUCAAAAAUGAUUAGCUGGCAGCCAAAUACUAACCUUUUCAACACUCAAAAUAUUGCAAUACCAUGAAUAUUUGCAAUUUGUUUUAUCAUAUUACCGAAUAAUUAAUUUGGAUUAAUAUUACAAAACUUUCAUUUGGUUAUGUUUGGUGAGAAUUGGUUUCAUUUUUACACCCUAUGGUCAACAUCGAACUAUUGAAUUUAUCUAGUCCAGUACUCUAUAUCGAAAACUGAUACCACUUUGCUGUAGUUACUUUUAGCAACCGACAUUCGAUUGUUACCGGUACAAUUUGUAAAUAAAAAUAUAUUAUUUCUUCCA
Styela clava is the source of this 979-nucleotide messenger RNA. The record is from RefSeq and is a predicted model, not a curated record. NCBI's taxonomy places the organism in Eukaryota, Metazoa, Chordata, Ascidiacea, Stolidobranchia, Styelidae.